Megalops cyprinoides (Indo-Pacific tarpon) is the source of this 1608-nucleotide messenger RNA. Its product is annotated as zinc finger protein 770-like. NCBI's taxonomy places the organism in Eukaryota, Metazoa, Chordata, Actinopteri, Elopiformes, Megalopidae. The transcript has a single exon. Gene Ontology annotation, molecular function: RNA polymerase II cis-regulatory region sequence-specific DNA binding; DNA-binding transcription factor activity. The record is from RefSeq and is a predicted model, not a curated record. Gene Ontology annotation, biological process: regulation of transcription by RNA polymerase II. Bases 1 to 1608 code for a protein of 535 amino acids.
AUGGUUGAAGAUCACAAGGGUGUGGUUGAUAAGAAUGAGGAUGAGGUUGAACCUGGGAGAACCAGCGUUACAGUGUUUUUCCCAGCAGAACACCCUACUCCUCAGAUGCACAGCUCAAGUGUGUCUGACCAGGCCAUGUUACAGCUAGACAGAGAUGACUGUAAGGAACAUCCAGACCAAGGGGGGCAGGAGGUCUUGGGACAUGCCCGUCAGUGUUCGUUGUGUGAGAGAUACUUUGAUUCUCCCUCCAAACUCCAAAUUCACAUCCUCUCACACACUGGCCACGUGCCCUUUUGCCGCUCUGACAGCAGCAGAAAAUCCAAACAGCACAGCCAUUUGGAAAGACACCAGCAAAACCACAAUGGACGGGCAAGCUCUGAAAGUCCUGGAGUCUUGGACUGCCAAAGCGAGACACCCAGAUUACUGCCUGGGUUUGGUCUUCCAGGAAGACCUGAGGGGGAUGCCUGCUUCCUCAAAGAAGAACAAGACCAUCAAAACACCCACACAUUGGACCCCACCUGCCUCACGCCUUCCAUCACGCCAAAGCACAGCAAAGCGAAAGCACACCAGUGUACAGUCUGUCUGAAGAAUUUUAACGCCCCCUCCAAGCUGUCCAGGCACUUCCUCGUGCACACGGGCGCGAAGCCGUUCAGAUGCAGCAUCUGCGACAGGACAUUCCGGCAGCGCUGUCACCUGCAGAGCCACAGACGGACACACUCGGGGAGCACACACAGCGGCGUUCAGCAGAGCGAAUUGGCAAAAACAUGGGACCAGGGUGAGAGCUCCCCUCCAGAGAAUCUCUCUCUUCCUGAAGAAUGGUCUAGCACUGCCGCCUUUCCUCUUAAAGAGAGCAGAGACCAAAUAUUACAGUCUUUCGGCGCCAGCCCCAACCGCUGCUUGACUGUUUCCCAUGACCUUUUGAACACGGCAGUGAAUGCGGAGUCAGCAUCGGCCGAGACACCCCUCUGUGCAAAGUCGGAAAUGACAGUGUGUAAGACUGAGUGUCAGGGAGAAUUUCCCUUUUCUCCUGACCUUGAAAGUCACAACUUCAUCCACACAGGAGAGACUUCCCAGUGUGACCAGGCUCUCCAACAGACUAUGGACCUCCACGUUGACCAGAUCCACUGUAGCUCCAGCCCAAGUCCCAGUCAGACGGGCGCAGUUGGCCCUGAGAGUCAGAAAGGGGGCAUGUACCCCUUCGAUCAGGCAGGAUUCAGCUCAGACACCGCUUUGGAGUACAGUAUGACUAUGAAUGAGCAGGAGGAGGACCCAGGGGAUUGGACUGCAGGAUCUGAGGUCACUGUGGACCCUGGAGUCCCCGUCAGACGCUUGUGCAACUCCCUCAGUGGGCUCUACUGCUGUGAGGAAUGCAGACGGUGUUUUGACACGGAGAAAAAGCUGCGGCUUCACAGGUGUUCUCACAGACGCCAGGAGAGACAGAAGAGUGUCUACCAGUGUGCCAUCUGCCCCAAAACCUUCGAGGCCCCAUCCAAGCUGAAGCGGCACUAUGUCACCCAUACCGGACAGAGGCCCUUCCAUUGUCCCACCUGCGGGAAGACUUUCACCCAGUCGGGCCAUUUAAAAACCCACCAGCUCAUUCACAGAUAG